Vicia villosa (hairy vetch) is the source of this 625-nucleotide messenger RNA. Its product is annotated as E3 ubiquitin-protein ligase At4g11680-like. NCBI's taxonomy places the organism in Eukaryota, Viridiplantae, Streptophyta, Magnoliopsida, Fabales, Fabaceae. The transcript is spliced from 2 exons. The record is from RefSeq and is a predicted model, not a curated record. Bases 21 to 581 code for a protein of 186 amino acids.
UAUUUACUUUGUUAGUUAAUAUGAAUUCUUUUGUGCAAUGCAGUGUGUAUAGGAGCACACAUUUGAUGAGCAAAUGCAGAAGUUCACUAGAGCUAUUCUUUGCAAUAUGGUUUGUGAUGGGAAAUGUUUGGUCAUUUGACUCACGUUUUGGAACAUUACAACAAGCUCCAAAACUCCAAAUCCUAUGCAUAAUCCUUCUUGUUUGGAAUGCAAUUUGUUACUCUUUCCCUUUUAUUCUCUUUUUGUUGCUUUGUUGUUGUGUUCCACUCAUUACCAUCCUCCUUGGUUAUGACAUGAACAUGGGGUCCUCUUCUAGAGGUGCUUCGGAGGAUCAAAUCUCACAACUUCCAUCUUGGAGAUUUAAAGUUGGGCAUACCAAAUUAGAUCUUGACAAUGAUUCUCAAUGCAGUGAAAGAUUGAUCCGCGAUGAGCCGGAAUGUUGCAUAUGUUUGGCCAAAUACAAAGACAAAGAAGAAGUUAGGCAACUGCCUUGUUCACAUAUAAUCCAUCUAAAAUGUGUUGAUCAAUGGCUAAGAAUUAUAUCAUGCUGCCCUCUUUGUAAACAAGAAUUACAAAGGUAGCAACAACAACACAAGUCAACACACCAACCAACAACACACUAAAU